GGAAUGGAUUUCUCUAAGAAAUAGAUGCUGGAAGAUUGCAGCAGAAAGAAGUCAUGUGUUCAAGUAUUCCUUUUCUGGAUGGCUUCUGUGUGUUGGCUUUGGCCUGAAAGGAGGCUGAAGUACUUACUUCUGUGGAACAAUUGAUAUUUAACAAAGAGAAUUAAUGUAUGGAAGAUCCACUUAUUCUGCCUCCCUGUAACAUUUGCUGUUGCAAAUACUUUUGUUAUGCAGCCUAAAAUCAUCAUGCAAAGGCUUUUCCUAAGGAAGGAACAUAAACACUCAAGAUGGGAAGUAAUAGCAUAAACAAUAUGAGAGUAAACUAUACUUAUAUACAGGUGUUGUUUCUGUACUCCCUCUUUGCAACCACCUAUAUCUUUUGGCAGAAGCCAUAAUUCCACAGUUUUCCUUGCUGAAGAUACCGAGAUAUUCAAGAUGGGCAGCAAUAGUACCAGCACUGCUGAGAGUAAUUGCAAUGUCACUUAUUUGACAUUUCAGUACUCUUUGUAUGCGACCACCUACAUCUUCAUAUUCAUCCCGGGUCUCCUGGCUAACAGUGCAGCCCUGUGGGUUCUGUGCCGCUUCAUCAGCAAGAAGAACAAGGCCAUCAUCUUCAUGAUCAACCUCUCAGUGGCAGACCUUGCUCAUGUCCUGUCCUUACCUCUUCGGAUUUACUAUUAUAUCAAUCGUCACUGGCCGUUCCAGAGAGCCCUUUGCCUGCUGUGCUUCUAUCUGAAGUAUCUCAACAUGUAUGCUAGUAUUUUUUUCUUGACCUGCAUUAGCCUUCAGAGGUGCCUCUUUCUCCUCAAGCCAUUCAGAGCCAGAAACUGGAAGCGUAGGUACGAUGUAGGAAUCAGUGCUGCUGUCUGGAUCAUUGUGGGGACUGCCUGUUUGCCACUUCCCAUCCUGAGAAGUGCUGGCUUAGCCAAUAACAGUGAAUCCUGCUUUGCUGAUUUAGGGCUUCACGACAUUAGUAUGGCUUCGUCCAUUGGUAUGGUAACUGCCGCUGAACUUGGAGGAUUUGUAUUGCCUGUUGUAAUAAUUACAUAUUGCACAUGGAAAACGAGAAAAUCUUUACAGGAAUUCCAAGAUCCACCUCAGAAUAUUAAGGAGAGGAAAAAGGCUUUGAGAAUGGUUCUAAUGUGUGCAGUGGUAUUCAUAGUCUGUUUCACUCCUUACCAUCUCAACUUCCCGUUCUUUAUGAUGGUAAAGCAACGUGUUUUCUCAAACUGUUCCUUUAUUAAGAGCACUCUGUGUUUCCAUAUCAUUUCCUUGUGUCUUGCAAAUCUGAAUUGUUGUCUUGAUCCAGUUGUGUAUUAUUUUAUGACUUCAGAAUUUCGUGAUCAAUUUUCAGAACAUGGGAGUUUGGUCAUCCAGUCAUGUUUGCGUUGUAAGGACAAUACUUUAGAAAUUCGUCAGAGGAAGGAGAAUCUUCAGACUAUCUCACUGGAAUGUUUGGAUGCUCCAACACAAUGUGAUGAAAUGGUUAUCUAAAAUAAUCUUUAUACUCUGUCACUUGAGCCAUUUCAAAGUGAUACUGGGUAUCAUGAAGAAACUCAGGCACUUCAUUCAAAAUAAUCUGUCUACAGGAGUUCUCUAUGCCAAGAUUAUUAGUGGACUAUGUGAGAAAAAAACUGUCUUCACACAAUAUAAUAAUCAAGAGAAAUAACCACAUACCUGUUCCUCAGUAGUGGGGCCAAUAGUCUCAUCUUUAACUGAGAAAAACAAAAUAUAUUAAAAUCUAGCAGACAUGUACAAGUUAUCCCAACCUUAAAAAGUCUACAUUAGAAUAUGUCCCUAUCUUUAUUUAGAAAACAUACACUACUUCAGCCAAUUGUGUUACAGAGAGAUGGCUUUUCAUAUUGAUAUGAAUUAUGGAAAUUAGCAACAGUAUAACUUAAAAUAUCUAUAAGAUUAUCUUUUCCCUCACUUUGAAGAAAAAAAAUUAAUUCCAAUGAACCUUUCAAAAUUACCUUAAGCCACAGACAAUGCAAACAUCUGAAGUAGAAUUGUGCUCUGCAUAUUUAAAAAUGAUGUUAAAGGCUUAAAACAAAAACUCUGAAUGGCUAUGAGUUUGUGACAUGAUAUGUAUUUUUGUUUACUGUCACUAAUUGGGAAAUAUUCUCAUAUAUCUUUAUUAAGAUCAACCUGUCUAGGUGUAUUGUUUCCUAUGUAACUUCACUCAAUACAUUUAAAUCAACAGAUUAAUGAAGACUUACACAACUCGUACAGUUUUUAUUUUGGUAAGGUUUAGUGAGCCUAAUUAUUUUUUAAGUAGAAUAGACCAAUGAACUGAAUCAAAUUUUAUGAUUAAUGCAGAACAAUUAUUGCCACUUAAAAAGACCCCUAGCUCAAUUAUUACUAAUAUAAAUCAUCCACACUGGAAAAUUUAAAUCUUACCAUUUUCAAAUAUUGGAUGUCAUUAAAAUGAAAUUUUAUAAAGCAAUGGUUAGUUUUAUAAAUUACUGUUUUUGUCUUGUCUCUACUUUUUUGGUGUCUACUUUUUCAAGUAGCCUUUAGUUUUUAUUAUAUUUUUGAGUUAGCAUAUAAAGAAAUGAAUUUCAUGAUAUUUUCAUAUGCAUAUAUCACCAUACUUGGUUCUUAUUUACUUCCCACAGCCUUCCCUUGGCUACCCUCCAAUUCCUGCUGUUGCCUUCCUUCUAAAUUCUCUGUUUUGCACUCUUGAUACAAAUGUUUAUUACGUCUUGUAUUUUAUUACCUCCAUUAUCAUACUUUGUAUGCAUCCUGUUUACAUCUCUCCUUCUCCUCUCUACUUUUAUGUUUUGAAUGUAUUUCAUAUAUUAUAAAUAUAUAAAUAAAAUGUGAUGUUUGUCUGACUUAUUUUGCUUUAACACACUGAUCUUCAGUUCCAAAAAUGUUGUAAUUUAAUUCUUCUUUACAGAUAAAUAAAGUUCCAUUGUUUAUACUUA
Grammomys surdaster is the source of this 2927-nucleotide messenger RNA. RefSeq names its product putative P2Y purinoceptor 10. Bases 433 to 1491 code for a protein of 352 amino acids. NCBI's taxonomy places the organism in Eukaryota, Metazoa, Chordata, Mammalia, Rodentia, Muridae. The record is from RefSeq and is a predicted model, not a curated record. Gene Ontology annotation, cellular component: membrane. Gene Ontology annotation, molecular function: G protein-coupled receptor activity. The transcript has 4 exons. Gene Ontology annotation, biological process: phospholipase C-activating G protein-coupled receptor signaling pathway; positive regulation of Rho protein signal transduction.